AUGGGUGUUUUGUAUUCAGGUGCCGAUGACUGCUGCAUGAAAGGUUGGGAUGAGAGGAUCGACAGCAGGACGCCCAUAUUCAUGAACAGAAAGGAGCACUCUGCAGGCGUGUGCUCCAUUCAGUGCAGCUAUUUCAGUGAGCACGUCUUGGCAACAGGGAGCUACGAUGAGCAUCUCAGGAUAUGGGACUUGAGGAACGUUGCAAAGCCCGUGACAGCCAAGAAGGCUUCCCUGCAAGGUGGCGUGUGGCGCGUGAAGUGGCACCCACGCAAGCGGGACCUCAUUCUCGCCGCCUGCAUGCACAACGGGUUUCGGGUGGUGAGUGCGGGUUCCAACGAAUUGCGCACCGUGGAACACUACACUGCGCACAAGAGCCUUGCCUAUGGCGCCGACUGGUCUUGGCAGAAAGCCCACAAUUCGGGCAGCCUGGGGCUGGUUGCAACCUGCUCCUUCUACGACUGCCUCUUGCACAUCUGGUCCGUACAGACGCCGCCCAACCAGGUCUCAACGGCUGCUGAUGACGGUGCCUGUCAGCGCUGA
Ostreobium quekettii is the source of this 540-nucleotide messenger RNA. The record is from the annotation of a GenBank genome assembly. Lineage: Eukaryota; Viridiplantae; Chlorophyta; Ulvophyceae; Bryopsidales; Ostreobiaceae.